Messenger RNA from Paramecium octaurelia, 1212 nucleotides. Lineage: Eukaryota; Ciliophora; Oligohymenophorea; Peniculida; Parameciidae. The record is from the annotation of a GenBank genome assembly.
AUGGAAAAUCUUCCAUCUUGCUAGACUCACAGUCGCUAAAUUUUAAAUUUUCUUAGAAGUGAUAAUUCAGAAUUAAUUUGCGGUUCUUGUCUUCUGGAAUUAGUGAAAACAUAAAAGAAUUUUUAAGCUCAUUAAAUCAUAGAUCUAGAAUAAGUAAUUUAUAUUUAUAUGAGAUACAUGAUCAUCCUGAGUAAGUAUUUUAAUUCACUAACAUACUCAAAUUUGUACCAAUAGAAGAAUCUUAGAUUAAUAAAUUUUUUGAAGAUUAAAAAAGAUAGUUGAAUGUAGUAAAAUAAAAAAUUGAAUAAAUAAUUAAUGAAUAAUAAUGGACUACUAAUUUUCGUAAUGUAUUUCAAAUUAGUGAUAUUAGAUUAUUAAAUAUGAUGAAUUCAAAUCUAUUUUAUAAAGUCUUUAGAAUUUAAAUAGAAAUAGUUAGGCUGAGGGAAUCCAAUAGGCCCAAAAGAAAUUUCAAACUUACUUCAAUCAAAUAAGGGGAAUAGAUUUCGGAAUUAACUAAGCAGAACUUUUAAAUUUACGAGAACUUCUUAAGUACACCUAGAAAAAGUAUAAAUAAAAAUAUAUAUAGAUUACAUUCAAAUGGAUAAUAUUAAGAAAUAUUUAAUUCAUUAGCAAAAGCACAUGACAAUCACAAGGUAUUUUUCAAAUUUGGAGAGAGUGAAUUUUUUUUUGAUUUGAUGAGAAUGAUAUAGGACAGAGUUAAGAAAAAUUUAAUAGCAAAUAAAACCAUAUAUCAUAGUUUGGAGAAUGGACUAAAUUAUUAAUUAAUAAAAAACACGGUUAUUGGGAAGGAAAAUUUGCUUUGGUACUUUAAAUCAUCAAACAAUAAUGGUUAGAUGUUUGGUGGAUUUACACCAUAUCAGUGGUAAAUAGGUUAUUCUGGUAACUGUGAUUCAAAUCCUUCUUUUUUAUUUUCAUAAACUUUGAAGUAAUUUUAUCCAAUAAAAGAAUAAAUGGGAUCUUAUACAUAAUAUAUUUCAGAUGAAUUUAUAUUAUUCGGAGGCUCUAAUUCAGGUAAUUAAGACUUAAGUAUAAACUCUAAUUUUAAAUCGGGAUACUCAAAAUUGGGUAUUGGAUAUGAAGCUCCUGAUGGAGUUGAUACAACGAAAUUUUCAACUCAUCUAACUGGGGCUUUAGAACCGAAUGUUGAGGAAUGUGAAAUAUAGCAAAUGAUUUUUGAAUGAGAGACAGUUU